This is a messenger RNA of Trichosurus vulpecula (common brushtail), 1535 nucleotides long. Its product is annotated as ephrin type-A receptor 5. Gene Ontology annotation, cellular component: neuron projection. Gene Ontology annotation, biological process: axon guidance; protein phosphorylation. Gene Ontology annotation, molecular function: transmembrane-ephrin receptor activity; ATP binding; protein binding. The record is from RefSeq and is a predicted model, not a curated record. The transcript has 12 exons. Bases 1 to 1479 code for a protein of 492 amino acids. Lineage: Eukaryota; Metazoa; Chordata; Mammalia; Diprotodontia; Phalangeridae.
AUGUGUGCAAAUGGAAUAUCUGAAGUAUUACAUGGAGAGGAUGAGACAGCAGUAGCAGCCUCUAGUGAUCAAAGCCAGAUUCCUAUAAUUGCUGUAUCCAUUACAGUGGGAGUCAUUUUGCUGGCUGUGGUUAUUGGUUUCCUCCUCAGUGGAAGUUGCUGUGAAUGUGACUGUGACAGGGCUUCUUCCCUGUGCGCUGUUGCCCAUCCAAGCCUAAUAUGGAGGUGUGGCUACAGCAAAGCGAAACAAGACCCAGAAGAGGAAAAAAUGCAUUUUCAUAAUGGGCACAUUAAACUGCCAGGAGUAAGAACUUAUAUUGAUCCACAUACCUAUGAGGACCCUAAUCAGGCUGUCCACGAAUUUGCCAAGGAGAUAGAAGCUUCAUGCAUUACCAUUGAAAGAGUUAUUGGAGCAGGUGAAUUUGGUGAAGUCUGCAGUGGACGUCUAAAAUUACCAGGAAAAAGAGAAUUUCCUGUGGCUAUCAAAACCCUUAAAGUGGGUUAUACUGAGAAACAACGGAGAGAUUUCCUAGGGGAAGCAAGUAUCAUGGGGCAGUUUGAUCAUCCCAACAUCAUCCAUUUGGAAGGUGUUGUGACCAAAAGUAAGCCAGUAAUGAUAGUGACAGAAUAUAUGGAGAAUGGCUCUUUAGAUACAUUUUUAAAGAAAAAUGAUGGACAAUUUACUGUAAUUCAGCUAGUAGGAAUGCUGAGGGGCAUUGCUUCUGGAAUGAAGUACCUUUCUGACAUGGGCUAUGUGCAUAGGGAUCUUGCAGCCAGAAACAUCUUAAUCAACAGUAACCUAGUAUGCAAAGUGUCUGAUUUUGGCCUUUCCAGAGUACUAGAAGAUGACCCCGAAGCAGCAUACACUACUCGAGGAGGAAAAAUCCCAAUCAGAUGGACUGCACCUGAAGCCAUUGCUUUUCGCAAGUUCACUUCUGCCAGUGAUGUCUGGAGUUAUGGAAUUGUAAUGUGGGAAGUGGUUUCCUAUGGAGAGAGACCAUACUGGGAAAUGACCAAUCAGGAUGUAAUUAAAGCUGUUGAGGAAGGAUACCGUCUGCCAAGUCCCAUGGAUUGUCCUGCUGCUCUGUACCAGUUAAUGCUGGACUGCUGGCAGAAAGACCGAAACAGCAGACCCAAGUUUGAUGAAAUUGUCAGCAUGUUGGACAAGCUCAUUCGUAACCCAAGCAGCUUGAAGACACUGGUUAAUGCAUCAAGCAGAGUAUCAAACUUGUUGGCAGAACAUGGUCCACUAGGAACUGGGGCCUACAGAUCAGUGGGUGAAUGGCUGGAAGCCAUUAAAAUGGGACGAUAUACAGAGAUUUUCAUGGAAAAUGGAUACAGUUCAAUGGAUGCUGUGGCUCAGGUGACCUUGGAGGAUUUGAGACGACUGGGAGUGACUCUUGUCGGUCACCAGAAGAAGAUAAUGAACAGCCUUCAAGAAAUGAAGGUCCAGCUGGUAAAUGGGAUGGUGCCAUUGUAACUCUCUUUUGAUGUCACUUCCUCAAGUGAUUAACUCUGCACUUUGUAAACUAGCCG